UGUAUGCACAUGUGCAUGCUUAACUGGGGAGCCCUGCUCACAGUCAGUAGGAGGGUUUUUGCCUGGAGCCGCGGGCCCUCCCUGCGGCACACAAUCUGUCCACCACAUCCUGCCUCUCCACCUCCUCCUCUCCUUUCCCAGCUCAAGAAGCCAAGAUGGGAAGUCUCUCACGACCCUGCGGCUUGGCCAGGAGGAAGCCUGAACUUGAUACAGCUGACUUGCCUGGGGCCUGAAAGAAAGAAAGAAACAGCCUUCGACAACUCCUUCUCCACCCCCAAAGACGGAGGAGGGCAGACGAGGACGCACGACCCGGGAGUGCGGCACAUGCGAGUGGUGGCACAGCGGGAAGGUCACACUCAGUCACCGCAAGUGGCAGCAGCUGGUCUUGGUGCUCUCCGGCCAGGCCUGGCCAGAGCUGCCACCCCACCCUACACUCUUCCCUGGAAGCCACCCCCUACCACCCAGCCUGUCCUAGAGACCCCAUGGCUUUGUGCUUGCUGCUUCUGCACACUGUCCCCACUUAGCUGCUCUGUGUCCUCCAAGCCCAGCCAAGUGCCCCUGGAGCUUUCCACCUCAGAACGAUUGCUGUGUGGCUGUCACGCUCCCCAGACUGGGAAAGGUCAGGGAAGGGACCAGGUCCUGGUCGUCUUUACGCCGCAGGGGGACAUGACAGGGAUGAGUGGGAGGUCUGGGCGGGACCAGUUUGGGAAGCACGGCAGGUGAUGCUGGGGAGCAAGGGCCCAGUAACAGCGAAGGAAUGAACUAACAAGACUGGUGUGCAGCAAUUAUAUGCAACAAAAGGUGUCACAAAUGGGCACAACCUGAUA
Messenger RNA from Chinchilla lanigera (long-tailed chinchilla), 827 nucleotides. RefSeq lists its product as uncharacterized. The transcript is spliced from 2 exons. Lineage: Eukaryota; Metazoa; Chordata; Mammalia; Rodentia; Chinchillidae. Bases 4 to 723 code for a protein of 239 amino acids. The record is from RefSeq and is a predicted model, not a curated record.